GUAAUAUUUCUAUUUUCUCUAUCUCUCUGAUGUGUACUGAUACCAUAACAUUUUUCUUUUAAUUUCAUGCAUUUCAGAUAAUAUAAAGACAUUUCUGUGAAGACCUGAGAAAUGAAUAGUUGCAAUUGACUCUUCUGACCACAAAGAACUAUUCCUUUUCUCACUCUCUUACCUACUGAAAAAAGCCCGCCUUUUUUAAAAAAUCUGCCAAAGGGAUGGACAUCAUCAAUAGCAUGUGGUAGUCUAGGGCUUUUUAAAUUGCAGGACAGUUCUAAAAUAUUUUUUACAUAGAUUUUUCAGAUGCAGAAUUUUGAAGCAUUUAGAUGGGUCAAGAUGAUCUAAUGGAAUAUGCAAUGAAGUGGUUUAUGUGGGAUUCAUCUGCAAAAGAUUCAGGCUAGAGACCUAACUUUUCUGUUUUCUGCUUCCAGAGAUCUGGCUGGAUACUAAUGAAUUCUUAUCACAAUGCAAAUAUUGUGGAAAUGGAGUGCAGUGAUUAUUCAUCUUCUUUAUUAUGUGGGAGACAAGUGGAAAGGUUUUUCAAUUACCGGAUCAGCUAACCCACCAAUCGCCCAGAUUGGACAAAAAGUGACACUGUCCUGUGAAAUGAAAGGAUGCACAUCCUCCAAGCUUCGGAUGCACUUAUAUAAAUGGGAAUCCCACAAAAAUCAAACAUUGUUUAUCCACGACAGCACAAGGGAACCCAGUAUUCAAGAAAACAGUCCAGAGGAGAGAGAGAAGAACGGCUCACCCAGAGGACAGUACAAGGAUGGGCUUCUCUCCGUGACACUCAAUGAAGUGCAACUAGCAAACAAUGGCCAGUAUGUCUGCGCUGUGACAUGUGAUGACGUCUAUAAAGAAUCUACAAUGCAGUUGCAAGUGGAAGGAAAAAUUAAAGUUGGUAUCGGGGAAGUUGCUGUUUUCACCUUCCAGACAUUUCAGACCUGCAGUCUCUCCCAUCUGAAACUGCUUUGGAGAAGAACCGAUUCUGGGAAAAGCCAGAAAAUCUAUUCUUAUCUGCAUCAGGAAGCCUGCCCAAUUAUUUAUUCUGAAGACUCCCUUGGUGACAGGUGCUCUUCUUCUCAUGGGCCCAUCAGCAGAGAAUGGUUUGGAGAGAAGUAUCAACAAAGGGCUGAGAUCUCCAAAAGUCAGAUGCUUAUGAGAAACGUUACUUCAUUUAAAGUAAGCGACAUUCAGAGAGAAGAUGCAGGGAAGUAUCUGUUUUCAGUGGAAUCUCAGGAGUUUCGCCAAGUGGUCGUCUUCACCCUUUCUGUGACAGGCAGCAGGUCUUCAGAUAUUUUUUCCUGGGUCCUUCUUUUCUUCAUUAUCUUUGUUUUGGACUUUCUAGAAGAAAUAUACAAUUUCAAACGUAAAGAUUCAUUAAGGGCAGAAAACAGGUUUAGAGGUUUUGGAGGAACCAAUGGCAGCUCCAAAGACAGUCAUCUCCCAGGCUCUGAUCCCCAGCCUCUACACGCACAUAAGACUGAGCAGAGUAAUUGCUUAUCCCUCAAAAGCACAGAUCCAUUAAAGGCAGAAAAUGAUCAGUUAAGGAAAGAAAAUGAACAAGCAGAGGCAGCAAAAGAUCAUUUAAGGACAGAAAAUGAUCAGUUAAAGACAGAAAAUGAAAAAAUGCAUUCUGAAAAGGAUCAAUUAAGGACAGAAAAUGAAAAACUAAAGGUGGCAAAAGAAUUCUCUGAUGCCCGUUUCAAUAAAGUUGAUGUGAUCUUUGAUUCCAAGACAGCUCACCCAAGACUGGAAGUGUUUGAAGCUGGGAAAAGUGUCAGAGACACAGGAAAUAUUUCUAAGUUUUCUAAAAGUGAAGACAUUCCUCACCACAUGGGGAUCCUGGCAACACAGGGAUAUUCCAAAGGCAGUUAUUACUGGGAAGUAGAUAUUAGCCAGAAAAAGAAAUGGGAGUUAGGGGUUGCAUCUGAAUCCAUUUCUAGAAAGGGGGAUAUCAAGUUAUCUCCGCAAAAUGAUUAUUGGGUGAUAGGUACUGAUGGUGGGAAAGAUUACUGGGCUCGGACAGACCCCUGGACCCUUCUGACAGUGACUGGACGACCUGCAAGAAUAGGGAUAUUCCUAGAUAUGUCAGCAGACAAAAGACUUUCUUUUUAUGAUGUCCAUAGAGAAAAGAAAUUGUACACAUAUACCAUCAAUUGUUCUGCGAAGCUCUAUCCUUUCUUCUCUCUUGGAGUAAUGUCUGUAAAGGAAUAUAACCAGCCAGUCAACAUUGUUAAAUUUUUUGAAAAAGAAGAGAUUUUGCAAUGAAAAAAAAUACAUAGAAGGGAAAACUCCUUUGAAAAAUGCAUUGUUAAUAUGGUUCUCUGAAAUACGGUAUGAUUCUUUAUGUUUAUUUGGAAAUAAAUUUGGAAAUAAAUCCA
Python bivittatus (Burmese python) is the source of this 2381-nucleotide messenger RNA. The record is from RefSeq and is a predicted model, not a curated record. NCBI's taxonomy places the organism in Eukaryota, Metazoa, Chordata, Lepidosauria, Squamata, Pythonidae.